AAAAACGGUGGUGACGUUACUCCGCGCGGAGGGAGGGAGAAGAGGGAGAAAGAGCUCGCCUCCAUUAAACCGAAGCCUGUUGGAAAACUGUUUGGGAUACUUCACUUCUUCGGCUUGCCCUUGGUGGAUUUCUCUCCGUUUUUAUUGCCCGAAUUACAUUAUAUGCAUGAUUUAAAGAGGGGAGGCUCGUUCUGUGCCGUGUAGUGAAAAAUAAAGUAGUGUUUUUUUUUCGUCUUUGUGAAGGCAGGAUGGCUCUGGAUGGGAUCCGGAUGCCCGAUGGCUGCUAUGCCGACGGGACGUGGGAGUUGAAGAUUCAUGUCACCGACCUCCACAGGGACGUGUCUCUGAGGGUCACCGGGGAAAUCCACAUCGGUGGAGUUAUGCUCAAACUGGUGGAGAAACUAGAUGUGAAGAAGGACUGGUCAGACCAUGCCCUGUGGUGGGAGAAGAAGAAGACAUGGCUGCUGAAAACUCACUGGACAUUGGACAAGUAUGGCAUCCAAGCUGAUGCCAGGCUGCUGUUCACGCCCCAACACAAGCUGCUGCGCCUCCAGCUGCCCAACAUGAAGCACAUGAAGGUCAAGGUGAACUUCUCAGACCGGGUCUUCAAGGCUGUGUCCGACAUCUGCAAAACCUUCAAUAUCCGCCACCCAGAGGAGCUGUCUCUACUGCGCAAACCCCGUGAUCCUAAGAAGAAAAAGAAAAAGUUGGAAGAGGCAGAGGAGGACGAUCUGGAGCUGGAGGGUCCACUUUUGACUCCUGGAUCAGCCUCUGAGAUAAUAUACAUCGGACCUGUCAAAGGGAGCAUCUACUCUAGUCCAGGAUUGUACAGCAAGACAAUGACCCCAACCUACGACUCCAGGGACGGCAGCCCCCUGUCGCCCACCACGGCCUGGUUCGGGGAUAGCCCCCUGUCUGAGGGCAAUCCCAGCAUCCUCGCUGUCAGCCAGCCAAUUUCCUCACCAGACAUCCUGGUCAAACUCUACAAGCCCCAGUCACUGCUGGACAAAGCCAAGAUCAAUCAGGGAUGGCUGGACUCAUCCAGGUCUCUCAUGGAGCAGGAUGUAAAGGAGAAUGAAGUGCUGCUCCUGAGGUUCAAAUACCACAGUUUCUUUGAUCUCAACCCAAAGUAUGAUGCCAUCCGAGUUAACCAGCUCUACGAGCAAGGGAAGUGGGCCAUCCUGCUGGAGGAAAUUGAGUGCACAGAGGAGGAAAUGAUGAUGUUUGCUGCCCUGCAGUACCACAUCAACAAGCUGUCAAUCAUGUCCUCAGACAAUCACAUGAAUAACAGUGAGAAGGAGGUGGAUGAGGUGGAUGCAGCCCUGUCUGAUCUGGAGAUCACUUUGGAGGGAGGAAAGACAUCCAACACAUUGGGUGACAUCACAUCUAUUCCUGAACUAGCAGACUAUGUCAAAGUCUUCAAACCCAAGAAACUGACGCUCAAGGGCUACAAGCAGUACUGGUGUACAUUUAAGGACAUCACAAUUUGUUGUUACAAGAGUAAAGAGGAGUCACAUGGGACACCUGCUCACCAAAUGAACCUGAGAGGUUGCGAGGUAACGCCAGAUGUUAAUAUCUCUGGUCAGAAAUUUAACAUCAAGCUGCUAAUCCCUGUAGCAGAUGGCAUGAAUGAGAUCUGGCUUCGGUGCGACACGGAGAAACAGUAUGCGCACUGGAUGGCUGCCUGUCGCUUGGCCUCCAAAGGCAAGACCAUGGCCGACAGCUCGUACAACCUGGAGGUCCAGAACAUUUUGUCCUUCCUCAAGAUGCAGCACAUGAACCCUGAUCCUCAGUUCAUUGAACCAAUCACCAGUGACAUCAACCCAGAGUGUCUGGUGUCACCCCGCUACCUUAAGAAGUACAAAAACAAGCAGAUUUCUGCCCGGAUUCUCGAAGCCCACCAGAACGUGGCCCAAAUGAGUCUCAUCGAGGCCAAGAUGCGCUUCAUCCAGGCAUGGCAGUCCCUGCCCGAGUUCGGCAUCACUCAUUUCCUCGCAAAGUUCCAGGGCGGAAAGAAGGACGAGCUGAUUGGAAUCACCUAUAAUCGUUUGAUCCGGAUGGAUGCCCACACAGGAGAUGCUAUCAAGACCUGGCGCUUCAGCAACAUGAAGCAGUGGAACGUCAACUGGGAGAUCAAAAUGGUGACGGUGGAAUUCGCAGACGAGCCGAGUCUGUCUUUCAUCUGUGCUGAGGUGGACUGCAAGGUGGUCCACGAGUUCAUCGGCGGCUACAUCUUCCUGUCAACUCGCGCCAAGGACCAGAACGAGUCACUAGACGAGGAAAUGUUCUAUAAGCUGACCAGUGGCUGGGUCUGAUCACCUCCAGAGCAGCAGCGGUCACUGAGUGCAGGUCUGGGCCUGGAUUGGAGUGUCUGGGCUGGGAGGGGAAUCUGAAUGGUAUUUGUUUAUUUUAUUGUAUCUCUCCGUCUUUUUAAGUGUUUGGAACUGUGCUGAAGAGUCCAGAAACAGCA
Molecule: messenger RNA, 2470 nt
Organism: Menidia menidia (Atlantic silverside)
Lineage: Eukaryota; Metazoa; Chordata; Actinopteri; Atheriniformes; Atherinopsidae
Source: the annotation of a GenBank genome assembly